ACCGUGCGGAACGAGCCCUUUCCGUGUGCAUUUUGUUUCUGUGCCUCCCUCCCUUGGCUCUCGUCGUGCUUGGCGCUUCCGCCCCUGCGGGGCGGCCGGGGUGGCCCCGCGCCCGGCGCGAGCGGCUGCAUUGGAGCUGCAUGGUUGCUGCACGAGACCGCCGGUGCGACUGCGCAUGCGCGUGGCGCUCCCAGCCAAACCACACACACUCUGAACCGUGGUGGUUGCGGGAUUUUUCACACCCCCUCCUCUCCUGCCCCCUUCAAACUACAAGUGUGGCGACCUCGCUGGAUGCUUCACGGCAAGGAGGGACCAAAGUGAAACACUGAAUGGUCUGCUUGAAAUAAAUCAAAAGAUUUUUCCAGGAAUGUCUGAAAAGGAGAAAGAAAAUGAUGACAUCAGACAAAGGGAAAGAGGGCACGUGAUUUUCACUUAAGCACCAAGUUCUAUUUUCUUUCUGUGAAUUUGUCAUUGAGGCCUUGGAUGGGAUGCUAGUCCAGAGGUUAGGUUGCUUGGCAUUCAAGAUGAAGUAGUCAGUUGGAUUCAGCAUUGGCUUGGCUAAGAAGCCAGAGAAGAUAGUACCGUAAAUUCCGGACUAUAAGCCACUACUUUUUUCCCACGCUUUGAACACUGCGGCCUAUACUACGGUGCGGCUAAUGCAUGUUUUUUUUUCAUGCCGCCAAAAACAUUUUGCCUCGUAACAGUAGACCAAUAAAAUUGAUGAGUAGUUCACAGAGGUCUAAUGAAAUUGUACGAUAAAUCAAGCACACUUUCACAAUUAAAUUAUUGUAAAUCAGUCAUUUGUACUCACCCUCAUCAACAUGGAAAACACUCGAAGAAAAGCAUAUGAUGCAGCUUUUAAGUUAAAGGCGAUCAAUCUGGCGGUUGAAGAAGGAAAUCGAGCUGCUGCACAUAAUUUUGGCAUAAAUGAAUCGAUGGUGAGACGGUGGAGACGCCAGCAUGAAGAACUGAGUCAAUGCAAAAAGACGACAAAAGCUUUCAGAGGUAAUCAUAGCAGAUGGCCCGAACUUGAAAACUUUCUUGAAAACUGGGUUAACACACAGAGAGCAGGCGGCCGCGAUGUUUCCACUGAGCAGAUCAGACUGAAGGCUAAAGCAAUCGCCACCAAAAUGAAAAUCGAAGAUUUUAGAGGUGGGCCAUCGUGGUGUUUUAGAUUUAUGAGACGAAAAGGCCUGUCCAUCAGGGUACGCACGACUCUGUGUCAGCAGCUCCCUCCCGACCACGAGGAAAAACUUGCUAACUUCCGCACAUUCACUCAAACAAAGAUAGCGGAGAAUUCCAUCGGGCCAGAUGAUAUCAUAGUGCGCAGGAGGAAGAUGAAGAAGGCGAUCAAUAACUUUUCCUGGCAUUCUGAGAUGGAUACCAGUGAAGAGCUUCCAAGAAAAGUUUUCAAGGCCAGAAAAACGAUGCGCGCAAGUGACCGACAACAGCUAGAAGCUAUCUAUAAAAGCAGAGAGGAGCUUUUAAAAGCCAAUGAAGAAACCAAAACUAAACUCUGCAAUGGUAAACACGAGAAUGGCGAUUCUGAUGGCAAAACGUCAUUAAGUACCAACUGCAUGGAUGAUACAGACAUUGACUGCAUUAAUGAUGUGAGGCUGGGUCCAGAAGAACUACAAGGCAACUCUGUUGACGAACUUGGCGUUGCACAAAUACCUGAACUAAGUCUUGCUGAAAAAUGUCUUAAUGAUGAUAAGGACUCAAGCUCUCAAGAUGAAAAAAUGGACUCCAUGCCCUCAGUUGCUGUAGAUGAAGAAAUAUCUGCUGAAAAUGCAGAAAACCAAGUUUUGACGGACAGUGAGAGCAAAACAGAUGAUGUUGUGGAACCAGAGUGUAUUGCAUCAAAGGAAGAUUCUUUAAUAGCAGAUAAUUCAAGCACUGAUCAGAACCUUUCAGAUGAAGGGAAACCACCCCCUGUUGAUGAAAAUGGGGCUCAUGAUGUACCAGAUGAGAGUAGUCUUUUGUUACAGUCAUCAUCAUCUUCCUCUGUGAGGGAAAAGGAAGACUGUGAAAGUUCAGUGGGUGUUAGUGAAGAGGCAAUAACAAGCAGCAUAGAAACUGUACAGGAGAAAAAUGACAGUGAAAACUCUAAAGUGGAGUGUGUAGAGACUGAAAGCGAAAGUGCAACAAAAGAUGCAUUAAAUGAGAGCAGAUCAGUUGGGAGUGGCCAAUUGGAAAUUGGAGAUAUAAUACCUAUUCUGGAGAAAUUGGCUCCGGAGAAGGAUGGUGAAUUAUCCAGCAAUCAAGAAAAUGAUCCUGCAGUGGAAUCACCUACACCAAAGGACAGUCCAUUGCAAGAAGAGCAAAUGGACACUUCUCUCAAUAAUUCUCCCUCAAAAGAAGAAUGUAAUGGCAACUUGCCUGAAGAAGCAUUUCUCGUCUUGUCUGAUGAGGAUGAGCCAGUAGCUGAGAAGCAAGCAGAAAGUGAAGAGCUGGUACCAAAAAACGAUAGUGCAGAUGCAGACCACAAAGAACAAGCAGCUGAUAUAAAACAAAAGCAAGAACCAAAUGAAGUAGUGCCACGGAAAAGGUCCAAGUCUGAAGACAUGGAAACCAGUAUAUCAAAACGGUGUCGGUUUUCUGAAGGUGAAUAUGAAGCAGCCUUAAAGGUGAAGAUCACUGCCCAAGGCGAAAUCCGUCAGACAUUGGAGAAGAUCGUUCAACAGAUUAUUGAAGAGCGUAUCAAUGCCUUGCAAAGUGGUGUUUUCGAUAAGAAAUUGGCAGAGCUCAAAAACAGAGUCGAAAAGAUAGAAUGCAAUACAAGGCACGAAUCUUUAAUCAGUGGCUUACAGGCAAAGCUGAUGCAGAUAGAGAAAAGGCUGGGGUCAGCAAAUCAAGCUCGCAGUGAUUCCAUCUUAAAAAAGACACAAGAGAAUAUUUCCAUCUCGAUACCUCAGCAAUCACCUGGAGUUCAGACUACACAACCCAACUCUCCCAGCAAAUCCCAUAAUCCCCCCGUUUGUUCUUCUGGCAAUGUGCAAUGUCGCAGUGGAACAGUAAGGCAGAUGCUGGAUUUAAGAAGAAAUAUGGCAGAUAUUUCAGCAGCAGUCCAGCCUUCUACAAAUUCCGGUAAUAAAGGGUCAUCUGGUCGUGUGCUUCCUCCUCUGCUCCCAGCAACUGCCACAGUGGUAGGAACCAAUCAAUCACUGCCAGCCUCUGGCAGUAACCAGCCUAUGCCAGUAUCUCUACAGUCAGUGCCAGUAUUACUUACCGUUCCAGUGGCAAUGUCUUCCCAACCUCAGCUCCUGCAGGCCUCAGCAAACACCUUGGUGACCAACCAGCAGCCUGGACUGGAGUUUUUACCUGUUCAAUCCCAACCCUCGAUUAACAACCUCUCGAAGUCACUCGCAUCACAAAUGCCAGCAAAUGUAGCAAAAACAAAUGGUGCUAGUACUUCUUUGCCAAGCCCAGGAGUUCAGAGGAAGUCCCCUGCAACGAUGGGAUCAAUGCAAAUCAGUAGCGCAAUUUCCAGUCAGACUGCUUCUGUGACUAGUACUCAGACUGUUCUUUCACCCCAAAUUUCCCGGACGUCACAGCAAUCUUUGAACUCCCCAGGACAUUUUAGCCCUUCAACAACUUCUAGGCCUGCAUUACAGCCAAGGCCUUCACAAACUUACAGCCAAGGGCAAGUGUCUGUGUCAUCAGGUCAGCCAUUAACUACCAGUUCAGAUAUAACCAAUACAGGAACCUCCAGAACAGAAAGUAGCCUCAGUCAGGCCACCCAGAGACAUUCUACAGCGGUUCCAGGAGAGUCAACAGCCACCAAGAAGGCAUCUCCUAGUGGCAACCAGGUCCAACUGCUGGUGAGUCAGUAUCCUGGCAAAAACUACACCAUGAAGACAAAAGAACACUCCAAGCAACUCCGCGAAAAGGUUAUUGAAAAGCACAAGUCAGGAGAUGGAUACAAGAAAAUUUCCAAGUCACUGAAUAUCCCUUGGAGUACAGUUAAGUCAAUCAUCAAGAAAUGGAAAGAAUAUGGCGCAGCUGUAAAUCUGCCUAGAACAGGCCGUCCUCAAAAACUGGGUGACUGUGCAAGAAGGGGACUAGUGAGUGAGGCCACCAAGAGACUUACAAGUGGAAAGACAGGAGGAAGUGAGAAAGACAUGGGAGCUGUCAUUGACCUGACGGGUGACGAUGAAGAAGACAUGUCGACACAAGGUGCCAGGAAACACAAUCAGCCUACUAACCAAGGAACGAACCAGCUUCCACUGCCCCUGCCCGUUGUCCAAAACCAGGUUCGACCUCCUGCUGCUUCCCAGGGGAUUUCUGCACAGCAGCCCUCCACACAGACCCACUUACCAGCAAGCCAGAACAGCACGACCACCAUCGGGUUAACAGUACAGACGGCCAGUGUGCACAGUGUGUCUGCAGGUAGAGUAUUAGCAGGGCAAUCAAAUCCAAGCAUUCUGCAGCAUCAGCGUCCUCAAAUGCCCCCGCCCACAUCACAAGCACCCAUCAGACCUCCCCCUGCCAUUCUCCAAAGAGGAAGCUCCAACCCUGCAGUUUACACAUCAUCCCCAGCAUACCAAAGUCACAGUGCAGUGCGUGCUGUAACGACACAGAGCCAGGCAGUGCGCCAGCCUAGUCCUCAGCCUCCUGUCAGUGCAGGAAUGUCAGUCCGGCCACCACAAACCUCGUAUAUCGUCAACAAUGUGAUCUCUAUUCCAAUGAUGCCGAAUAUGCCUCAGUUCACGGUACAUCACCGGCCUUCACAGGAUCCUCCACGACCUAUCCACCCAGCACCGCUCCCUGAAGCCCAAGCACCACAGCGGCUACCACCAGAGGCAGCCAACACCUCUCCACCCCAGAAACCCCACCUGAAGCUGGCCCGUGUCCAGAGCCAAAACGGAAUUGUCCUGUCCUGGAGUGUUCUGGAGGUGGACCGCUCUUGUGCCCCUGUGGACAGUUAUCAUCUCUACGCCUACCACGAAGACCCAGCCACCACCACGCCAUCUCAGUGGAAGAAGAUAGGAGAAGUGAAGGCACUACCCCUUCCCAUGGCCUGCACGCUUACCCAGUUUGUCUCUGGAAGCAAGUACUACUUUGCCGUCCGAGCUAAGGACGUUUACGGCCGAUACGGACCUUUCUGUGACCCGCAGUCGACUGAUGUGAUGUCGACACAGGGUAAUUAAUAACAAAAAUCAACAAAAAGAAUCAUGAUAUUUUUUCAUUUCUUUUCUUACAUCAUGCAUGACGUGUUGUAGUUUUUCUAUAGAUGUCUCUGACUCGAUUAGUACCUGUGUACACUACACUGUAUAUAUACAAAGAGGUUCAUGGUAUAAAUUAGGCAGCACAAUAAAUACAGGAUAUUGCACCAAGAUGUGCUGCUUACUCCUCCUCUGAGUUGCAUUUCUUUCCGCUGCAGACUCGAUUUGACCGGAGAUGUUUGACUCAUAGGGUCUUUAAUGAGGCAUCACCUACAGUGGAAUUAUUCAGCUCGUUCUAUGGUUCUCAAUGGGUCGACAUUUAAAGAGAAACAUUCCUAAAUGUGACAAAUGAUGCAGACUGUUAAAGUGAUUCGUACAUGUAUAACUUUUUGUGUUUUUUAAAUUUUUUUUACUAUUGUUUUCACUGCGGCCUCUAGCUAUCACUUUGAAAAGCAGUGAAGUUGAUCAGCAGUGACUGUAGGAUAAUUGCCUGAAAUACUCCUGAAAUGAAUGCAACUUGCAAUAGACUGCAUACUUGAUUCAGAGGCAUUGUGACUGAUUGAGCCUCAGCAAAGAUGUCAGACCCCCACCCCCUUUCUUUUAUUUUUCCAGUAAGACUAUUGAAACCGUGUAAGAUUUCAAACUGAGUUGCUUUACUGUGUUUUGAUGGGAAGGGAUUUUGGGUAAUACGGUGGCGAAUAAAAACAGAUUCUAUGGUUUUUGCCAAAUGCCUGUGUUAAAAGUGUUAUCAGAGCAACCUGUUGGUUCAGAAGAUACAAAUGAGAUUCUCAAAUAUAUUUUUAAUCAGUGUGAAAGUACCUUAUGUGUUCACUGGAUAGUGAGUCUUUGAGAGAACCUUUUUUCAUCAGUACCACUUUUCUGGUAUAAUGAAUUUUUUAAGAAGAUAUAUAUAAAUAUAUAUAUAUAUGUAUAUGUAAAUCUCAAUCCUGCUCUCCCAUUAAAGCCACUAUGUUGUAUAUAUUCUUCCUUGCAAGCAUCAAAUCUUUCCUUUCGAACUUGAUCUCAAGUCAGCAAGCACAAAUCCUGCCAUCCUGGGGAAGGGUUUCCAUGCUCUUUGAAGGGGCAGAUUAGUUAGCAGGAGCGAGUAAACGGUGCUCAUGCUGAGUGGUUUUCAGAUUCUUCCCAGAUUGCCUUCUGGUUUCUCGCUGCAGCAGUUUCGGGGAGUCCCUUGCUUUUGGUUGAGUUUGUGCCUGUUCUUUAAAAUUACCAGAUGCCCACUACUACCCGUACUAUAAACCCCUUCUGUUUGAAAGCUCUACAAUAUGGAAAUCAGAACUGCUUAAGACCUGUCGGCACAACUCUGUUAGCAAAAGUCUGAUCUGUCUGUUGUACAGUGACAUUGGUGUGAUGCAAACAUGCCGACUCAAAGUCUGGUAUACGCAAGGAUGGACCAAGCAGUUCUCAGUACCACACCCAACAAAGUUGUGCCCCUGCACUGAAAGUCGGUUACUUUUGUGAAGCAUUAAUAAAGUUUAAAAUUUUACAUUAAUUUAAUCAAAGAAUGGUCCUUUGAAUUGGGUUGUGGCAUCAUGUACAGUCCCUCCCCUAUCCCCAUCCCUAGGGCGGCAGUGGCCAGGCAACAGCCUGUGUAGAUUGUGUAUUUAGAAACAAUCUACUUUAAUUUGAGCAGAACCUUAAAACACCGUAGUUCAACUAAACUUCUUCAAAAUGGCCAUAGUCAAUCAACUGUUGUGACACUGACCUCGUACAGAAAUAAAAAUGAUAUUAUGCACAAAUUGUUACUUGUUCUGCAGGCUGUACUAUUUCUAUUGAGAUUGAGGCCCCUCAUCCACGCUCCAGGGUGGCUUCAGUACCUGUUGAGGGACCCAAGGCCAUAUUAAGUAACAAUCGAGAAAUCUGGAGCAAGUAGUGGUUGGCCAUGUGAUGGCCAGCAAUGAUUGGUAGGUAAAGGGUUAAUGGUCAGUGGAGAAAAGUCUUCCAGCAGUUAAGGGGAAUGGCAGGGGAUUUACAACCUACUGCGGAGUAAAGCAUCUACUGGGAAAGAGCAUGCUUGGUGCAAGGAGACUGGAUGCCUGUUUGUUUGCAGGUGAAGUCUGGAGUUGGAGAGAGAAUAAUCAGUAGAGCUUGGGCAGUUGAUGUCACUCAAUGAAUAUUCCUCUGCAGGUCUCGGGAAUAGAUUAAACAAUUUGAACACCAGUAAAGUGUGCCUCACUGUGUCAUUUUACUUGGAGAAAAUUAUAACUUAUUACAUUGUUUACUCAUUUAUGCAGCCUUCUAGCCAAAGGGUACAACAAUAAAAUCAUGAGAAGUAUAUUUGUAAUAGAGAAAUCUCUUUCCCAGGGAGGGAUUAAACACUGAAAUGCUGGAACAGGUUGAAUGUAAUUGUAUUGCCUUUUGGUUUUUUUAUAUUAUUAUUCUUUAGUUUACACGUAGUAUACGGUCAAUUGCAAGAUCAUGAUAAUUGUAUUUCAGAAAUGUGGCAUCAAGCUGUGUUGCCCUGGAUGCGACUUUUAAGUGAAAUUUUGUUCACAAAAAUCUGAAGUUUAUAGUGUGAAAAUAAAGAUACUAGCAAUGUUG
This is a messenger RNA of Hypanus sabinus (Atlantic stingray), 7724 nucleotides long. Its product is annotated as activating transcription factor 7-interacting protein 1-like. The record is from RefSeq and is a predicted model, not a curated record. NCBI's taxonomy places the organism in Eukaryota, Metazoa, Chordata, Chondrichthyes, Myliobatiformes, Dasyatidae. Bases 822 to 5150 code for a protein of 1442 amino acids. Gene Ontology annotation, biological process: regulation of DNA-templated transcription. Gene Ontology annotation, molecular function: transcription coregulator activity; DNA binding; protein binding. Gene Ontology annotation, cellular component: nucleus; transcription regulator complex. The transcript is spliced from 18 exons.